Messenger RNA from Portunus trituberculatus (swimming crab), 1305 nucleotides. RefSeq names its product glycerophosphocholine cholinephosphodiesterase ENPP6-like. The coding region runs from base 1 to 1182 and encodes 393 amino acids. Lineage: Eukaryota; Metazoa; Arthropoda; Malacostraca; Decapoda; Portunidae. The record is from RefSeq and is a predicted model, not a curated record. The transcript is spliced from 7 exons.
AUGUACGGGCGUGUAUGGUCAGCGUGGGCGGUGGCGGUGGUGGUGGUGUGGGCAUGUGGUGGUGGUGGCAGUGGCGGUGUGGUGUUGGCGCUCUUCACCACCACCACUACCACCACCACAACCACAACAUCAACACCCAAAGACCUCAUCGUUAUUAUCCUAUAUGGGUUCAAAGGCGUGACUGAGGAGCAGCUGCAGGAGGGGGACUUCCCAGGCUUCGCGAGGCUGCGAGCUGACGGUGUGAGAGCCCCAUAUCUGCCCCAAGCCGCCGCCUCCUCACCUCUGCCACCUGCCGCCUCCUCCACCACGUCCCAACCCCCUGCCGCCACCCUACUGGCAGGUCUGUAUAUGGAGAAGGAGGAGAAAGACAAUGGUAGCGGCGAGGGAAUAACGAAGUCCACCACCCCUCAGUUCUCUGUGAAGCGUCUGCCAGAGAGAGCGAAGAGCGCGGCUUGGUGGCGGACGGUGGAGCCUCUGUGGGUCACCUCGGCUCGUCACAACCUUAGCUCUGCGCUCUUCAACUUCUACAGGUGUGAGGCGCCCUGGGUGUCCGGGGACCAGUUCUGCGUGCCCGCGCCCCCCGCCCCCCCUCCUGACGCCCGCACCCUCACGCCACACCUCCAUCACGCCCUCGACCUGCUGCAGGGGGGCGGCUACUCCCUGGCACUGGUCUGGGCAAGCGGCGGUCUGGGCAGCAGCAGAGGUGGCAACAUUGGUGGCAGCAACAAGGAUGACAUGGGAGGAGUAGGAGCGGCGUGGCGUGCAGUAGAUGUGUCCCUCCUCGAUCUCCAGCACGCUCUCCAAGACCGCGGUAUUGCCAACCAGACCCACGUCAUCGUCAUCACCAACCCUGAGGACGUGUCACCACCCCCACCUCCCCACCUCGUCACUAGCAGCGGGCAGCCUCUCGGGGAACAAGCCACCACCACCACCACCACCACCACCACUACCACCACCACCACCAGCAGCUUUGGGUCCCUGUACGCUCUUGGCCCCAUGUUCCGUUCUGGCGAGGAAGUCAGCCGAUACACAACACCUUCGGACAUCUAUCACCUUCUUCGCCUCGUCCUGCACUUGCCACCCGCCCCUUACCCUGCUAAUCACACCAUUGCACAUCUCCAGGACUUCUCGUGCCAUCCCCUUCCUGCUGCGGGCGACUCCUGGGUGUGGACAGCUGGCUAGGGGCUGCUGGCGUGUUGUGGUGGUGGUGGUGUGGUAAAUUUAUGUAAUGCUUGUGCUAGGAGAGGAUGGGAAGGAUGACAGGUGCUUGGUAGGAUGUGAUUGGUGCGCUGUGGUGUAGAAAAA